UCCUGCAUGUCCCCAUUGCCUUGGUGUCCCCUCUGCAGCCCUGUGAAGACCUGCGAUAGGCAGCAGCCAUGAAGAUCCUGUUCCUGCUUUUCCCCCUGCUCCUCCUGCUGGCCCAGGGUGCUGCAGGAAGUGAACUUCGAUGCAAACAACGAAGAGGAUACUGUAGUUUUGGGAGAUGUGUUCCCCCUGCAAGACCAAUUGGUAGAUGUACAGCACAAACUCUCUGCUGCAAAGGGGCUGGGCCGUGUUUCCUGCGCCCAUCCCAAAGAUUUCCCUGCUGGCCCCACAGCCCAUUGCCGCUGCGACGCGGGUGUCACAAGAGGUGUUGUGUGGGCACAACGGUGACAUUGAUUGCAACAGCCCCAGGAGGCACCUCAGCCUCUGCCCCUGCAGCAGGGAGGGACCAGGGCCAGCCCCAGCACCCCCAGAGCCAUGGGGCACUCCCGGGUUGGCCCAGGGCACUUGUGCCAGCAGCAACUGGGGCCUGUCCCACCCACCAGCACUGCUAUAAACCCAGCGUCUUUGGGGCACAGCAGCAUUCCCUGGCCCCAAGGGCAUCUGGACACAGCCAUUCCUCUUGGGUUUGCUGCUUCCUGAACUUCAAAGCCUUUGUCAGGGAGCCCUGUGAAGACCUGGGAGAGGCAGCAGCCAUGAAGAUCCUGUUCCUGCUCUUCCCCCUGAUCCUCCUGCUGGUCCAGGGUGCUGCAGGCAGUGCAGUUACAUGCUGGCGACAACGGGGAUUCUGCUCAAGGCUUUCUUGCCCUCGUGGUACACUUGUUGCGGGAAGAUGUGCCCCUGGCAUAUUGUGCUGCAGGAGUUCCUGGGGUUGAAACCCUGAAAUUCCCAAGCAGGACAUCCCCUUGCUUCUGGCUCCUGGACCCAUCUGCUGAUGUCCCCAUCUGCUGAUGUCCCCUCCCGUCCCUGCCUGUGCCCUGCCCAGCUGGGCUGACAGCAGCAGUGGCAGCUGCUCCUGCUGGCUGCUGCUGGGCUGGAGCCCUGUGGUGCCAGCCCCGGUGUCUUUGGGGCAGGGGCUGCUUUUCCCGACUUGAAUAAAGACGAGC
Messenger RNA from Vidua chalybeata, 1061 nucleotides. RefSeq lists its product as uncharacterized. Gene Ontology annotation, molecular function: chemoattractant activity; CCR6 chemokine receptor binding. Gene Ontology annotation, biological process: cell chemotaxis; defense response to bacterium. NCBI's taxonomy places the organism in Eukaryota, Metazoa, Chordata, Aves, Passeriformes, Viduidae. The transcript is spliced from 7 exons. The record is from RefSeq and is a predicted model, not a curated record. Gene Ontology annotation, cellular component: extracellular region. Bases 69 to 830 code for a protein of 253 amino acids.